AUGUGGCUGAAGCCUGAGGAAGUGCUCCUGAAAAAUGCGCUGAAGCUGUGGAUGAUGGAAAGGUCCAACGACUACUUCGUGCUGCCGCCGCGCCGGGGCGACGGGGAGGAAGGCGGAGGGGGACUCACAGGGCUUCUGGUUGGGACUCUUGAUUCAGUCUUAGACUCUACUGCGAAAGUAGCUCCAUUUCGCAUCCUACACCAAACGCCAGAUUCUCAAGUUUACUUGUCAAUUGCAUGUGGAGCCAACAGAGAAGAAAUAACCAAGCAUUGGGAUUGGUUGGAACAAAAUAUCAUGAAGACCUUAUCUGUAUUUGAUUCAAACGAAGAUAUUACUAAUUUUGUACAGGGAAAGAUAAGGGGAUUAAUUGCUGAAGAAGGAAAGCAUUCUUUUGCAAAAGAAGAUGACCCUGAGAAAUUUCGAGAAGCCCUUUUGAAAUUUGAAAAAUGUUUUGGUUUACCAGAGCAGGAGAAAUUAGUGACUUACUACUCCUGCAGUUAUUGGAAAGGACGGGUCCCUUGUCAGGGUUGGCUCUAUCUUAGCACCAACUUUCUGAGUUUCUAUUCUUUUUUGUUGGGAUCAGAAAUAAAACUCAUUAUCUCCUGGGAUGCAGUCUCAAAACUUGAAAAAACUUCAAAUGUCAUACUGACAGAGAGCAUUCAUGUGUGUUCCCAAGGGGAGGAUCACUACUUUUCAAUGUUUUUGCACAUUAAUCAGACAUAUCUUCUUAUGGAACAGCUGGCAAACUAUGCCAUCAGGAGACUUUUUGAUAAAGAAACGUUUGAUAAUGACCCAAUCCUUGAUGAUCCUCUACAAAUCACCAAAAGAGGUCUGGAAAAUCGAGCCCACAGUGAGCAAUUUAAUGCCUUUUUUAGGCUACCCAAAGAAGAAACUUUGAAAGAAGUACAUGAAUGUUUCUUAUGGGUACCAUUCAGCCACUUCAAUACUCAUGGAAAAAUGUGCAUCUCUGAAAACUAUAUCUGUUUUGCUAGCCAAGAUGGCAAUCUUUGUAGUGUAAUAAUUCCAUUGCGAGAGGUCUUAGCUAUAGAUAAAACAAGUGAUUCCAGCAAAUCUGUCAUCAUUAGCAUCAAAGGAAAAACAGCUUUUCGCUUCAGUGAAGUUAAAGACUUUGAGCAACUGGUGGCAAAACUCAGGCUCAAGUGUGGGGCAGCUUCAAUUCAAUAUCGUGAUGUUAGCACAGAGGUUGCUGUUAGUUCCGACUGUACAGGCCCAUCUGAUAAUUGUGAGGUCCAAUCUUUGGCAUGUCAGAGAGAUUGCAGUAAAACUGUGAACACUGAAGCCUUGAUGACAGUAUUUCACCCUCAGAAUUUGGAGACACUUAAUUCUAAAAUGUUGAAAGAAAAGAUGAAGGAACAGUCAUGGAAUAUCCUAUUUGCAGAAUGUGGUCGUGGUGUUAGCAUGUUUCGGACCAAAAAGACUCGAGAUCUUGUUGUAAGAGGGAUUCCAGAGACCUUAAGAGGAGAACUCUGGAUGCUUUUUUCAGGUGCUGUUAAUGACAUGGCUACUAAUCCUGGCUAUUAUGCUGAAAUAGUUGAGCAGUCCUUAGGGACCUGCAACUUGGCUACAGAAGAAAUUGAACGUGAUUUGCGUCGCUCCCUCCCUGAGCACCCAGCAUUUCAGAGUGACACUGGCAUAUCUGCUCUGAGGAGGGUACUCACUGCUUAUGCAUAUAGGAAUCCCAAAAUUGGAUACUGCCAGGCAAUGAACAUUUUGACUUCAGUGUUGCUUCUGUAUGCAAAAGAGGAAGAAGCUUUUUGGCUUCUGGUUGCUGUAUGUGAACGAAUGUUGCCUGAUUAUUUUAAUCGUCGAAUCAUAGGUGCCUUGGUGGAUCAGGCAGUCUUUGAAGAACUUAUCAGAGAUCACCUUCCUCAGCUGACAGAACACAUGACUGAUAUGACUUUCUUUUCUUCGGUUUCUCUCUCAUGGUUCCUUACAAUUUUUAUUAGUGUACUGCCUAUUGAAAGUGCAGUAAAUGUGGUAGACUGUUUCUUCUAUGAUGGAAUAAAGGCCAUUUUACAGUUUGGACUGUCAAUACUUGACUAUAAUUUAGACAAACUGCUCACUUGUAAAGAUGAUGCUGAAGCUGUGACCGCUUUAAACAGCAGCAGGGUUCAAAUGUGAGUGAUGAAAGCAGCAGUCAUACUAGAGUGGAUAUUACGGAUUUGAUUAGAGAAUCAAAUGAGAAAUAUGGUAAUAUUCGCUAUGAAGAUAUACACAGCAUGCGCUGUCGAAAUAGGUUGUAUGUGAUACAGACCCUAGAGGAAACAACGAAGCAGAAUGUGUUGCGUGUUGUAUCACAAGAUGUAAAAUUGAGCCUUUGUGAGUUGGAUGAACUUUAUGUCAUCUUUAAGAAAGAACUGUUUUUAUCUUGUUAUUGGUGUUUGAGUUGUCCUGUAUUGAAGCACCAUGACCCAAGUCUGCCAUAUUUGGAACAGUAUCAGAUUGACUGCCAGCAGUUCAGAGUGUUGUAUCACUUGUUGAGUCCCUGGGCUCAUUCUGCAAACAGAGACUCACUAGCUUUAUGGACAUUCAGAUUGUUGGAUGAAAACUCUGACUGCCUUAUAAACUUCAAAGAGUUCUCCUCUGCAAUUGACAUAAUGUACAAUGGAAGUUUUACUGAGAAGCUUAAGCUACUUUUUAAGCUGCAUAUUCCUCCAGCUUACACUGAAGUUAAAUCUAAGGAGUCUUCAAAAAGAGAUGAACUUUCCAAGGAUGAAUUACUUUAUUUCAGUCAGCUUCAUGGUAAAUACCUUUUUAAAAGUUUAACUGUUUUGAUGAUUAAUCAUGAAUAGAGAUUUUUCUGGCAUAGAUACUCAUUACCCAGCUGGAAAAAUUUGGUUCGUUAUAUCUUUUACUUCUUCCGUACCACACU
Tupaia belangeri chinensis (Chinese tree shrew) is the source of this 2893-nucleotide messenger RNA. It is a transcript of the gene TBC1D8B, whose product is annotated as TBC1 domain family member 8B. Gene Ontology annotation, molecular function: calcium ion binding. The record is from RefSeq and is a predicted model, not a curated record. NCBI's taxonomy places the organism in Eukaryota, Metazoa, Chordata, Mammalia, Scandentia, Tupaiidae.